AACACAUUACCUGCAUCGCGUCCAUUUCGUAAGCUGGAUAAAAUGGCUGCAGUUUUAGUACAGUGUCUAUUAUACCGUUUUACUACAAGAAGCACGUCUAUUUUAAAUAGCGUAUUAAAGGUUCAAAACAAUCGCGAUUAUCUUUAUCGUGGACGACAGCAUUCGUACAGAGAAUUAUGGACGAUCGCAACGAAUUUGAUCCCUUCUGCAAUGAUGAAAUGUUACACCCAGAGGAACUCUAAACUCAUCGCGAUUGAUUCAACAAUAGGGAUGCCACGAAGCAGGAGGCGUCAUCGUACUCGUAGCCAUUCAAGAGCACGUUCACACUCUGCAGGGUCUCUCUCAUAUGAACACAAGAGACGCCGCAUUGACUAUGAAAGUCCACGAAGUAAAGGAACUUAUAGGUGACAAGACGGACUGAAGUUAAAGGAUGCCGGUCCUCUACGCCUCCAUUCGUCGCCCUUCCUGGAUACCAAGGUGUCUUGGAUGCGAAGAGUGGAAAAGGUGUUGUAAAUUAUGUCCCACACUUGCAAAUGAGAAAUGUUUCUUUGUGCGAGUAAUCUCAUCUGGACAUACAUGCAAUUUAUUUGUACAUGUUUCUUUAUACACAGCGCAGGUAAAAAUGUGGACCAACCUUACAAAAGACACACAUAACAUUUAUCGUUUAAAUAGGUUGUAAUUUGUUAAGUUUAUUAAGUUUAUUAUACAACAAUUGGUGGAGCGUGAAAGUAUUAAAAUCGUCUCGCUCGACGAUUAUUCAGCGCUCCGUUUUAUAUUCAAAAAUAUAAUAUAACGUAAAAAUUGAAACGCGUAAUGUCAUUUGAAAUUUGAAAUUUUCACGAUGAUUAGAUAACAUAGAUUUACUGCACAUAUAUUGCACGCUCGCUUUUCGCGUUUCCGAGGGAUAACAGUUUUAAACGAUACUUUACGAUGCAAUAAAUACUUCUCUUGCGUUUAUCAUUGUUAACGUUAUUACAAAAUUGAUUGCAAAUUGCGCAUUGAUCACCUUCAGAAACAUAAAGCGACAAAGGAUCGUGACAGCGACGAAUGGAUCGUUGUUCUUAAAAAAUAUCUCCAUGUACGUUAAAUACGAUAAAUUUGUUGCACAUAAAAGCUCAAGUUUUAUAUGCGAUAUUCGUGCAGCGAGCCACUGAUAUAAUCUCUGUUCUUCGUGACUUCGAUCCUGCUUCUAUCGUUAAUUUCUACUUUCAUUACUGAUAAAAACGCCUAUGAAACUCGAAGGACCAAACCACGAGUAUCACAUUGUCUAAGGUAUAAAUUUAAAAUAUAAAAUGUAUAAUGAUUACCUGUUUCCAUUUAAAACAAUACCUUUACUUCUGAUAAAAACACGAACACUAAAAAAUCAGAAACAUCUAAUCUUUCUCACGCUAAAAAACUACCUUCUCCAAGAAACUUUUCUUCCUUAGUCAACUACUCAAACAUUCCGCAACCCACAGCGCGCACAAUCGAUCCAAGCCACCCUCGUAAACCGCCUACACGUUAACCUUGCAUCCCUCUAGUCGACGGUCGUAACGUCAGAGAAAGAAAAAGGAAGAAAGUGGUGCGAUAAACCGUAGACUAGACUCCCUCACGCGAUUAAAAGUCGCCAGAAGAAAUGGAAGAGAGAGAGAGAGAAACAUUGUUUGUUUUCUGCGACGAUCCGCUGUGUUUGGCACGGUUUUAGGGGUGGGAGGCAGCGUUGCGGGUAAGAGGACGGCUUUUGCGCAUAAUCCUAUGACCUCUUUAGCGCGAGGAUCCUUCGAAAAGGAUACACGGAAUGCGCUAUCAAUUCCACCUUCUACCGUCGGCGUUUCGAAGGACUGUUUGGCCGUGUUCCAACGCACGAACCAGCAGAAAACUCGCAGUCAAAGGCUACCAUCCGCGACUUUUCGCCGAUCCUUAUUGGCUUAGCGUAGUUUCGUCGCGAUGCCGUCUCGGUCCGCGUGAUUCUUCCUCUUCCGUACGCUCGUCACAGAGUGAUUUACAUCGAGAACAACUUCCUCGACGGAACACGCUUCUGCGUCUCGUCCUUUCAUUUUCUCUCCUCUGUUUUGUAUCCGAUGUUCUUCUUGUCUGGAGAUUAUUGCGAGAAAGGCUGAGAGUUAGAAGAAGAGAAUUUUCGCCAUUCCACGCCGAUCGAGGAGCGUGAAUGUUGAACCGUUGCACUCGACACGCACCAAGAUUUGUUUGUGCGGAGAACGCGUGCUGAGGUCGCGUCAGCACGACCGCGGAACCAGCCAGGAAAGACGGUACAAGCGAAGCCAUCGUCGAUCACCGAGUAGCGGUCGCCAGCACGGGCAUCGUGAUCGCGAUCGUGAUCGUUUGGCGC
This is a messenger RNA of Bombus impatiens (common eastern bumble bee), 2329 nucleotides long. RefSeq lists its product as uncharacterized. The transcript has 6 exons. NCBI's taxonomy places the organism in Eukaryota, Metazoa, Arthropoda, Insecta, Hymenoptera, Apidae. The record is from RefSeq and is a predicted model, not a curated record. Bases 43 to 408 code for a protein of 121 amino acids.